AUGCCCGUUUUCGUGGUUUGCGUCUCAGCCUUGUGUCGGCUUGAUUAUGCCACGCAAGUCACUGACAUUGGAGCAGAGCUCAUCAACGAGAUGGGCCUCUCUUACACCGUGUAUUACACUGCUGGGUGCUGGCCUCCAGCAGGUCCCCUAGACGCCUUGCAACGACGGGCUCACUGCAACCCUGAAGACUUCGAGAUUGCGGCCAGCGAGUUCGAUGCACUCACCGGGUCCUUGUUGCGGGUGAGGAACGUCACCAAGCUCAAUGCAAAGCGUUUGACUGCUGUGAAGGUGACACCUGAUUGGCGUUUCGUGACCUUUCUUGGAUCCCUGAAAGAGGAUGUGGGGAACCUUUACGCAGUGGAUGCCCAAGACAAGGAUGCCUUGAAGGCCAUCCCGCUGCUGAGCCAUGCUCAGCUUUCUGCCUUGGAUGCUGCUUGUGAGAUGCACACCCAGCAAGUGCAGGAGGUCCUAGAGGACACGCGGCCGGACCAGAAGUUUGUACGGCAGCAGGCGCGCCUCAGCGGCUUCAAACACCUGCAGGUGAUCAUCCCCGGCAUCCCAGCAUUAGAGUUUGGUGGCUCCUUGCAGGGGCUUCCAGCACAGCCCUGGGGUACUUCGUUGGUCUACCGCGCGGCUUUCAGCUUCACAUGCCGGCAAGCGAUGCCCGUGGUGGAAGCCGUGCCCAUUCAGUUUUCCAAGUUGGCAGUGGUUGACUUCCAGCUGAAGAACCUCACCGGCGCCCGGGCUGGGCCCCAGGCCUUUGCGGCCUCCCAGGUCCGGGUGCUCAACACCCGGCCGGUGGCACCACCGAAUGCCGAUGAGGGCGCCACUAGCAAGGCGCAUCGAUAUUUGUCGCACUGCUGCCCACGCUUUGUACCAAGUAAGCAGGGCGCUGAGUUGCUCUUCGUGGCCGAAGACGUGGCACCUGAAGUGCAAAGCAGCGACUGGGCCCCGGAGGUCUCCCUGCCGCAGCGGCUGCUUGCACAGAUGCAGCUGCUGGAAGAUUCUGUGACUGGAAGGAAGCUGACAGAGGAGGCAUGGAAGGAUGUUCCUCAGACGCCCGGAGUCCGUGGAGCGAUUUCCGACAAGGAGAUGUCCCAGGCAAUGGAGCGACACGAGGCACAAGUCUUGGCUCAGGGAUACACAGGUUUCGAUUUCUUCCUUUUGCAAGCGCUAAAGGGAGCCCUCCCAUGCAAGGAGAUCAACGCAGACUCGCAGAUGUGGCUUGGCUUGGAUGCGAACAACGCUUUCGAUGGGCCAACACGAGAUGCCCUUCGCACCAGUGAGUGGCUGCCCAGAAUUCGUAGUAGCUCUGUCUUGGGCAUCGAUGCUCAAGUCCUGGCGGGCUCGUUGGCAGCCGGGCCCAGCAUGGGUCAGGUGAGCUUCCGCCAGUUGCUUUACAACGUGAAAAGCCUUGGCCAUGGCCUUGUGCUAGGUGGUUGCAAGCCCAUUCGAGCUGCGGGGCGACAGGGGCAUAUGCGCAUGGAAGCUGCGCUGGAAAGCGUCAAGAAGACGCUGCGUAUUAGCGAUAGUCGAGGCAAAUACACCACCUGGUUGGCGUGCCUAACAACUGAUCAGAAGGUCGCUAUUGUGGAAAGUGAAGACACCAAGAAUUGGAUCAACAUGUCAAUGCCAUAUCCCUUUUGGACCCGCAACCAUCCCUUCGUUUGGUGCUUACAUGAGCACCAAGAGUCUUGCUUUGAAGUUUGGUCCAACCCGAACCCCAACGAGUGA
Durusdinium trenchii is the source of this 1734-nucleotide messenger RNA. The record is from the annotation of a GenBank genome assembly. NCBI's taxonomy places the organism in Eukaryota, Dinophyceae, Suessiales, Symbiodiniaceae.